GGAUUUUCCAUCGAAUUCGGAUUCGGAACCGCGCCAUGGUCCGCUGCAUCAUCGGCCUCGGGGGCCCUUUGGCGAAAGAGUUCCCCUUUCUGCGCGCCCACGUGGGCCGGGCCUUUGUGGAGCACGUCGCGGAUGCGCAGGGCUUCGGACCCUGGCGCCCCAACAGCGUGGCCCUGGCGGACUUCGCGGAGCACGGCAGCGGCCUGGUGCUGUGUCGGCUCUGGCCGGACACCACCCAGGAGCCGAUCCAGGCUCAGCACGCGGCGAAACAGGCGUUGAAGUACCUGGGGGUGCGGUCAGCUCAGCACUUCGUCCUCUGCCACGCGGAGCUGCGCAAAAGCUGCGGCCGCUUCGACGUGGCCGAGGGCCCCCGCUCCGCGCCGGUCUGGGCCAAGCCGGUGAUCGAGGCCGUGAGCCCCGAGUUCACCCCGGGGAAGAAGGCCUACGAGCAGCCCAUGCGCAUCAUGUUCGGCGUCGGGGCCCCCAGCAGGUCCAGUUUGUCGCCCAGGAUGGACCGGUUCCGGGAGUCCCGGGUCUCGGGCAGGGAGGCCAACGCCAUCUUGCAGUCCGCCUUCCCUGCGGCCUACGAGUGGCUGCAGAAGCGCUGGCUCGGCCCCGACGCGGUCACCGGCGGGGCGGUGCUGCGGCGGAAGCUGCCGCAGGACAAGCGGCGACAGGAGCUGGAGCUGGAGGCGCGGCGGAUGCGCAGCGACGGCGCUGCAGAUCGCUGAGAUGGCUGAGAUCCG
Effrenium voratum is the source of this 746-nucleotide messenger RNA. NCBI's taxonomy places the organism in Eukaryota, Dinophyceae, Suessiales, Symbiodiniaceae. The record is from the annotation of a GenBank genome assembly.